AUGCUCCGCUCCAUCGUCUCUGUCUUUGCGCUCGUGCCGCUCGCCCUCGCUGGCCUUGUGCCGCGUCAGGGUCCGAACACGUACUUCUACGGCCACGAGACGGACAUGACGUCCGCUGGAAACUUCACGCUUCACCUGGCGCCCGUUUCCAAGACGUUUGCGCAACAGCUCGCCGGCGACAUCCAGCUGCUGCCCGUGACUGGCCUGCCGGCCGACUUCCUCAAGGACGACGAGCACGUGCUGCUCUUCUCGCAGCAGUACAUGAGCGACAUUCGCCAGCGCCUCGCCGGCAUCGAUCUCCGCAUCGACCGGCUCAACUCCUUCUCCCUCAUCGUGCCCUUCGUCGAUGCGGCCAAGGACGGCAAGACGCCCUUCUCCUUCAUCCAGCACGUCUACCAGGACCAGCUCAUCCCCUCGACGGUCAGCGUGCUUGCCAAGAUCGACUCCGAGGUCGCGACCUUCAAGCCCAAGGAUGCGGCCUACUCGCAGAUCGCGCCCGGUCUCUUCUCCUUCCAGAUCCUGCAGGGUCUGGCGAAUGCCAUUGACGGACCCGGCCCCGAGGGCCCGCGCUUUGAGGCGCUCUUCGAGCCGGCGCCGCAGCGAUCCGUGACUGCGGAGAUGUUCCAGGCUAUUCAAGGCCAGCCCAUCACCUACUCGGGCGAUGGCUGCACGACGCAGACGUUCGACUGGACCGUGCCGUUCGCCGAGCCCUUCUUCGCCACGGGCGACGUCGAGACCUACUCGCCCCUCACGCCCACGCCGAUGCAGUGGAAGGGCCUGCAGAGCUGGAGCUCAUCGGCUGUCGGCCUUGCGCCCGCCACCGUGAACGCCAACUUCGGCCUCUCGGACUGCGGCGAGAUCGCGCGCAACCAGUCGCAGAAGGCCUGA
Messenger RNA from Tilletiopsis washingtonensis, 888 nucleotides. RefSeq lists its product as hypothetical. NCBI's taxonomy places the organism in Eukaryota, Fungi, Basidiomycota, Exobasidiomycetes, Entylomatales. The transcript is spliced from 6 exons. Bases 1 to 888 code for a protein of 295 amino acids. The record is from RefSeq and is a predicted model, not a curated record.